Messenger RNA from Sander lucioperca (pikeperch), 2643 nucleotides. It is a transcript of the gene spry2, whose product is annotated as sprouty RTK signaling antagonist 2. Gene Ontology annotation, biological process: negative regulation of MAP kinase activity; multicellular organism development; negative regulation of Ras protein signal transduction. Bases 603 to 1658 code for a protein of 351 amino acids. The transcript has 2 exons. Lineage: Eukaryota; Metazoa; Chordata; Actinopteri; Perciformes; Percidae. The record is from RefSeq and is a predicted model, not a curated record. Gene Ontology annotation, cellular component: cytosol; membrane.
GACUGGGUGUGAAUGGCUGCUCUCUGGCAGCCAAUGGUUGAGCACCGGAUGCGAGAUAUCCGCUGCAACAACAAGCGCUCUGUUCCCCCUUCAGCUUGACGCCAUUUACAGCCCAAAUCCCGACCUCCUCUCCGGAAAGAGCAAAAAAAAAAAAAAAAAAAAAAAAAAACACACUCACACAUGAGAAAAAAUACCUACUCGCCAGCCCUCAGAGCCUUGCGGAUAAAACCCACCGAAUUAAUACUACUUCUGAGCUGGAGUUUUGUCUCUCAUUUGUCCCUUUCCCCCCCUCUACUUCUUCUUCUGCAAAAGUGAAGUGAAGUUUACACUCCGCCGGUUAUUGAUUGUGAAGUUUUCGUUUUAAUGCCUCGUGCUCUUGCGCAAAACAUGGGAUUUACGUCUUAGCGCUGCCUUUAAUCAAAAUGCUCCGGUUGGAAACUUUCUCAAUGGAUUCUACCGACGGCUUUCCAGACUGAGUUGUUGACGUAUGGAAUAAACACUCUUUCAUAUUGGAUUUACUUCACCUAAACGGGAGCUAAAGGGUCGAAAGCACGGACUUCAGAUGUGUCCCAUGCCAGCCACAGUGACCCUUCAGUCCCGAUAUGGAUUCCACAAGUCAGAACGACAGCGACGGGGGAGGAGGACGCCAUGGCCGGUCACCGCCACCGGCCGGCACGCUGGGCACGCCGCAUGACGAAAGGAGAGCGCAACCACGGCCUCCGCAAACCCAAGGUAGUUCGCCAGAUCCUGGGUUGAACAACGGGACCCAUACACCGGCAGUGCUGUCUCUGGAUCAGAUCAGCAUAACCGGGAGUAGUAAUGAGUACACAGAAGGGCCCACGGUUUCCCAAAUCUCUCCAGCCUCUCAGCACAGGAGACAGAGGAGUGACUUGGUUACGUCGCCAGGUCCACGGACCAGUGGGCAGCAGGAGACUGUGGAAGAGGGGCCCAAUAAUCUCCGUAAUCUGCGUUCAUUGACUGAGUAUGGAAACACAAAUACGUCCAUCCCUUCCAGGGAGGGCACACUGCGGUCCUCCAGUGCAGAGGACUCCCAGAGCAGCAUCAGGACCAGCGUAGGGAGUACUUCGUCGGGCCAGCGUCUCCUCAGCAGCCCGCCAGGCAGUAACCAGAUAAUCAGAACCCAGCCGAAACGGGCGGAGCUGAAUUCAGAAGAGCUGAAGCCCCUGAGCGGUGAGUGCAUGGACGUGUUGGCCACACCAGGCAACGGAAGCUACAAAAAUCACGGCACGCACGCCAACAAGUGCGAGGACUGCGGCCGGUGCCGGUGCCCAGAGUGCAGCCGCCCACGGGCGCUCCCUUCCUGCUGGAUGUGCGGCCGCCGGUGCAUGUGCUCGGCGCAGAGCGCAGUGGAGUACGGGACAUGCAUCUGCUGCGUCAAGGGGCUCUUCUACCACUGCUCCAGCGACGACGAGGACACGUGCGCCGACAAGCCCUUCUCGUGCUCGCAGUCGCACUGCUGCGUCCGCUGGGCGGCGGCGUCGCUCUUCGCCCUGCUCUUCCCCUGCCUCCUGUGCUACCUCCCGGCUAAAGGAUGCGUCGCCGUGUGCCAGAGCUGCUACGACCGAGGCACGCGACCCGGCUGUCGGUGCAAGAACACAAACCCAAUCCACUGUGAGGAUGUUGGCAAGCCAUCAUAGACAAAGAUGGUGGUGUUACAAAUGAUGUUAAAAUGCAAGAAGGAUGAAAAGACUCCAUGUUGACUGAACUGAUAGAUGGUCCUGUAGUUAAAAGGUUUGAUUUAGAGAGCUAAUGAUGCUUGAGUUUUUUGUUUUUUUUUUGUUUUUUUGCGUGUGUGUUCCCCAUCUAGAUCUUCAUGCCUACCAGAUCUGGGCAGAAACAUAGUCACAUUUUUCCUUCACUUGUCAACUUUUAAUGCUUGGCUGACAAAACUGUAAACCAAAAUAAGCACUCCACAUGUUAUAAGGUAUGAAAAGACAUAUUCAACUACUGUUUCAAUCCUGAAAAAUAAUUUCUUCACUCAAGUGCCCAGAUAUCGAGUUGUUGCUAUGAGAGUCCAAAUAGCUAGCCUUUUUUUUUUUUUUUUUUUUUACAUUUAAUACAACUUAUAUGCUAAGAACAGACUCCUAUUAUUAACUGUAUGUAAAGUAGGAAAUGCAAAAGGUAUGUACAUUAGAAAAUGAGUUUGACAGAUGUUUUAUUUUUGUACAUAUAAUAAUACUUCAACUGUGAAAAGUUUUCUGCCAUACCAGAGGCACUUUGAUAAAUCCACAUUUAUAUGAAAUCAGUAAACAGUUCAUUCAUACAAUGUUUGUACAUUCACUGGAAUGUAUAUCAAUCAUUUAAUGUAAUUUACAAAGGAAAAGUCUUAUCCCUUCUACUUGUAAAUUGUACAGUGACCUUAUAUGAAAAAUUUAUUUUCUAAUUCCAACAUUGCUUAGUGUAAAGUUAAAAAAAAUAUAUAUUUAUUUGAAGGUUUAUUAUUUUAUAAUGAAACAUAUUUAUUUUGAGGAAGCAUUGUUAAUGUGUCACACCUCUCACAGGGGCUACUUUUUAGUCACAGAUUCUGAGGUGACCUGUAGGAGUGUCAACGCUGGAUCAAUAGUUCACUAUGAAUUAGAAGACAAAUAUAUUAACGUUUGAAAUUAAACAACCUUGAAGUCA